Molecule: messenger RNA, 519 nt
Organism: Salvia splendens (bonfire salvia)
Lineage: Eukaryota; Viridiplantae; Streptophyta; Magnoliopsida; Lamiales; Lamiaceae
Product: ethylene-responsive transcription factor ERF017
Exons: 1
Coding region: 1-519 (172 amino acids)
Biological process (GO): regulation of DNA-templated transcription
Molecular function (GO): DNA binding; DNA-binding transcription factor activity
Source: RefSeq, a predicted model, not a curated record
AUGUCUGAUGCGGUGGAAACGGCCGCCGAAGCUAAGUACAGGGGCGUACGGAAGCGAAAAUGGGGGAAGUACGUGUCCGAGAUACGCCUCCCGAACAGCCGGGAGCGUAUAUGGCUCGGCUCGUAUGAGACGGCAGAGAAGGCGGCGCGGGCUUUUGACGCGGCCCUCUUCUGCCUCCGAGGCCGCACCGCCAACUUCAACUUCCCGGACGACCCGCCCGCCAUUGUGGGAGGGCAGGGGCUGGGUCGGUCCGAGAUUCAAGCGGUGGCACAGAGCUACGGGAAUAGCUAUGGCGCCGCCGACAAUGGGUUUGAGGGUCGGGCGUCGGGUGAGGUGGAUUUGGUUGAUGGAUCUUUUUGGAAAAUGGUGGACAUGAAUAUUGGGGAAAAUGCGGGCUGCAGUUCGGAUUUUGAGCUGUUUGAGGAGCCCAGUGAAAUGUAUAUGGAUCCAAAUUAUGAAGCCCGGGUGUGUGAAGAAGAGGAGGAGGGGAGUUAUUAUCACGGGCUUUGGAGUUUUUAA